Diaporthe batatas is the source of this 612-nucleotide messenger RNA. RefSeq lists its product as uncharacterized. The record is from RefSeq and is a predicted model, not a curated record. NCBI's taxonomy places the organism in Eukaryota, Fungi, Ascomycota, Sordariomycetes, Diaporthales, Diaporthaceae. The transcript is spliced from 3 exons. The coding region runs from base 1 to 612 and encodes 203 amino acids.
AUGCCGCUCACAGCGGUGAUCGCCGGAGUAACCUACCUCGCCGGGUGCACCGAUCCCACCUUCUUGGACGAGCAAUGCGCGCAAAAGCCCGGAUACACAGGGCAACAGUGGGUGGCCCUGGCGCGCUGCAGCGGCGAGAACAUUUCUCUCUGGACAGGCUGUGCGCACCAUCCAAGCCAAGUCGAGCUCGAGAAGGAAAACUGCAGCUGCAACCUAACUAAUGUCUUGAUCGAGAACACCAACGGGCAGUCCAGCCUCGGCGAGAUCGGCAGCCUGCCAACGUCUGCGGGCGGAACAAUCUCAUUCAAUCCUACCGCCCUGCCCACUUAUGCAGUGACCACAACCGAGGGCUCUUCAAGCGUGGCGUCCGGCACUGCGACUGCGACUGCCGCGGAGGGUGCGUCAGGCGGCGCCAGUGACGGGCUGUCUGGCGGCGCCAAGGCCGGAAUCGCUGUCGGGUCGAUCAUUGGAGGACUGCUGCCUGAGGGGGAUGACCAUAUCGCGGGACUUGGGUACAAAUCUGAGAUGCCAGGUGAGAGCACCUACAAGCCUGAGUUACCGGGCGAUAUGGGUGCUGCUGAUGCAGGCCGGAGACAUGAGCUUGGUACGUGA